CUUUUUCUGUUCGCAUUGCUCCCAUUCGCUUCCAUCCGUUCCUCGACAACAGAUCCCCCUCCGAGUCCACCCUAAUCAUCACAUCUUCUUAACCGAAGACCUCAUACCCUAUUACCAAGUCCGUGGUCCGAUGCGAGGUGGACGUCAUCUUGCGAUGCCCCAAAUAAGCUGUCCUUCAUCCACGUCAACUCUCUAGUAACCGACUUUCAAAACAACUCCCAGGAGAGGGAGGCAGCGACAAGGUUGCGGCAAUGCAUAUCAUCAAACCCGUCUGGCUUACACAUGGAGGUGAGAGGAAAGAUUUCGAGGUGUACAGUUGCGAUGUGUCGCCCGAUGGAAGCCGCCUAGUGACUGCAGCAGGAGAUGGAUACGUUCGAAUAUGGUCUACAGAAGCUAUUUGCGGCACCGAGGACCCUACUACCGUCAACAAACCAAAGCAGCUGGCUUCGAUGAGCAACCACUCCGGAACGAUUCACACGGUCCGCUUUUCGCCCAAUGGAAAAUAUCUUGCGUCAGGUGCAGAUGACAAAAUUGUCUGCAUUUAUACGCUUGAUGCCAACCCCCCUUCUCAUGCUUCAACAUUUGGAUCGAACGAGACGCCCCCCGUGGAAAACUGGCGCACAAUCCGCAGAUUGAUCGGACAUGACAACGAUGUUCAAGAUUUGGGCUGGUCAUACGAUUCUUCGAUCUUGGUUUCUGUGGGCUUGGAUUCGAAGGUGGUCGUGUGGUCGGGACAUACGUUUGAGAAACUCAAGACGCUAUCCAUUCACCAGAGUCAUGUCAAGGGUAUCACUUUCGACCCAGCCAACAAGUACUUUGCGACAGCAAGUGAUGACCGUACUGUCCGCAUUUUUCGUUUCACAUCCCCAGCGCCGAAUUCCACCGCACACGAUCAGAUGAACAACUUCGUCCUUGAACAGACCAUUACUGCGCCUUUCUAUAAUUCCCCCCUAACCGCCUAUUUUCGCCGAUGCUCAUGGUCUCCUGAUGGUAUGCAUAUUGCAGCUGCAAACGCGGUCAACGGACCGGUGAGCUCUGUAGCAAUCAUCAACCGUGGAUCAUGGGACGGAGAUAUCAAUCUAAUCGGACAUGAGGCUCCUGUCGAAGUUUGCGCUUUCUCUCCUCGACUUUACUCUCCACAGCCGAUCAAGAAACAACCUGUAGACGGCCAGGGCCAUGCCGUUCAAAACGCGGUCACCGUCAUCGCAUGCGCGGGAGGAGAUAAAUCCCUCAGCAUCUGGAUCACUAGCAACCCACGGCCCAUCGUGGUUGCGCAAGGGCUCGCUGCGAAGUCCAUUUCUGAUCUGGCGUGGAGUCCAGACGGAAAGUGUCUGUACGCAACUGCGUUAGACGGCACCAUCCUCGCGGUUCGAUUCGAGGAAGGUGAUUUAGGUUACGCCAUGCCUUUGGAGGAAAAUGAAAAAUCUCUCACUAAAUUUGGUACAAAUCGAAAAGGUGCUGGUAUUGCGGAGACCACUGAUGGGCUACUUCUGGAAGAAAAGAGCAAGGCAGGUGAACUGAAAGGCGUUGAAGGGCGUAUGGGUGCUUUAAUGGGAGAUGGCCACCCGGCUGGAGACACCGUUGUUAACGGAAAACCAACGCCGCUGCCCUCAAACGCUGCAACUCCAGCAGCAGCUCCAUCCCCUAAUCAUGAUACCCAGAAACCUCAACCUAACGGCACUACCGCCACUACUACUGUCAACACCACCACCACAACAACAACACAAGAAGCAGACAAACCUGACCCCUACCAGGCUAAACUCGAGAGAUUGAAGCAACGACCUACAUAUACCAAGGAUGGUAAAAAGCGUAUUGCUCCCCUUCUGGUGUCUGGUGCGGGCGCUGCCGAGUCAUCUCUACCACAAUCCCGGUUGAUGGCAUCUGUUAGCAGCCAGGUAAAAGCCGAUGCACCACAAUCAAUUAUUGAUCUCUCUAAGCCUUUCGAUGGCCUUCCCAAGGGAGGCCUUACCUCCUUGCUUUUUGGCAAUAAACGAAAGCUUGCGCAGUUAGAAGGUGAUGAUGAUGGGCAUGUCGAGAAGAGGGUGGCAGUAGCAAGUCAAAACGGUGCUACCCCUAUCUUGGCGAACACGCCAGAUGGUCUCCUCCCUGCACAAACCCAACCCGCUCCAACGGGGCAACAAGCGACCCCCGAAUUUAUCCGACCUGCAGUUACGAAUCCUUGCAUGGCAGUCAGUCAGCUGCGACUAGCUGUUCCGAAGGUCCGCAGCCAGAUUUUGCGUGCUAUCGAUCCGGCAGGGAAACCAACAGAGCCUCCCGGCACCUCGGGAGAAUCAAACAAAUCACGCGUGGAUGUUGUCUUCGAGGCUCGUAAUCCAUCGGCUGCUAGCUUGACCGGGCGAGCGGUUGACCGUGAGCCUGUUCGCCUUACACUUUUCCGUGGUGAGCAGCCCUUGUGGCAAGAUUUCCUACCAAGAACCGUUCUACUGGUGACGGGGAACCAGAGCAUGUGGGCCGCUGCCUGUGAAGAGGGGUCGGUGUACAUUUGGACACCGGCUGGGCGACGUCUUGUUAGUGCACUUGUCCUAGAAGCCCAACCGGUGAUUCUAGAAUGUAAUGGGCCCUGGAUUCUGUGUAUCUCCGCAGUGGGCAUGUGUUAUGUGUGGAAUGUCGAACAUCUUUCAUCACCGCAUCCUCCAGUCUCACUUCAACCGGUUCUAGACGCCGCAAUUCACACCCUUGGAGCACAUCCAACCGCCGCCCCCUCCAUAACAAAUGCCAGGAUAAACUCUGAAGGCCGGGUUAUAGUUGCGUUAUCAAAUGGAGAAGGGUACGCUUACUCUCCAUCCAUGUACACAUGGCAGAGAAUAUCGGAGGCCUGGUGGGCUGUCGGCAGUCAGUACUGGAAUACUACAGAAGCUCCGGUAGGAAAUUUGCAGUCUGCCGACUCCCAACAAGACAAAGAGGCCAAGGCAGCCGUAUCGGCCGGUAUAAUUCCAUUCCUAGAACGCAACACAACCAGUGAAACUCUACUACGUGGUCGUGCCUACUUCUUACAGCGAUUGAUCAAGGUCCUUCUGUCAAGAGAAGGAUACGAGAGCUUCGAAUCCAGUGUGUCAAUUGCCCACCUGGAGAACCGCCUUGCAGCUGCCCUCUCCCUCGGAGCCAAGGACGAGUUCCGCUUGUACCUUUCCAUGUACGCGAAACGGAUCGGAGCUGAAGGCUUGAAGAUUAAGGUGGAGGAGCUACUGAAGAGUCUUAUUGGUGGACUAUUUGAAGAAGACGAUACGGAUGCAACCCGACGCUUGCAGCGCAACGAUCACGAGGACCGAAAUUGGCGAGAUAGUUCGGAGGCGCUCUGUGGCUGGCCACGCGAGGUGCUACUGAAGGAAGUGAUACUGGCCCUUGGAAAACAUCGCGACCUCCAACGCGUCACUGUGCCCUAUGCAAAGUUACUAGGAGUAGUCGAUAACGAGUCCGAGGCAGGAGACGCAAUGGAAACGUAACCAUACUUAUACUUCAUCUUCUAACGUGUUUUUUUCUUUCUUUCUUCUUUUUUCAUCUUUCAUUCUUCUUGUCUUUCUCGAGGCGUUCACGGAGUAAAGCUCAUGGAUGGGCUGCGGGAGGUAGGAUAGUGCUCAUUUCAGUCUUUUUUUUUUUUUUUUUU
This is a messenger RNA of Aspergillus ochraceoroseus IBT 24754, 3625 nucleotides long. RefSeq names its product putative histone transcription regulator Hir1 (gene hir1). Bases 252 to 3464 code for a protein of 1070 amino acids. The record is from RefSeq and is a predicted model, not a curated record. Gene Ontology annotation, cellular component: HIR complex; nucleus. Gene Ontology annotation, molecular function: protein binding; nucleosome binding. Gene Ontology annotation, biological process: regulation of DNA-templated transcription; DNA-templated transcription; chromatin remodeling. The transcript has 5 exons. NCBI's taxonomy places the organism in Eukaryota, Fungi, Ascomycota, Eurotiomycetes, Eurotiales, Aspergillaceae.